Molecule: messenger RNA, 1807 nt
Organism: Annulohypoxylon truncatum
Lineage: Eukaryota; Fungi; Ascomycota; Sordariomycetes; Xylariales; Hypoxylaceae
Exons: 1
Coding region: 276-1436 (386 amino acids)
Source: RefSeq, a predicted model, not a curated record
CUCAAAUUCUCAUUUCCCAAUGCAAGGUUACCUUCCAGAUUCAAGUUGGUUAUUCUUUUUCUGACCCUGAAACAGAAUAACGUUAGCUUAGUGUCAGCCACGCCGCUUAAGCUAAAAACAGCUAAAAUAGAGGUCAGCGCGCAGCAGGAGGAUCAGCAUUGCAUGUGAUAAGGGCCUACAACCUAAAGUACUAAGCCUUAGCAACAUCUCUCUUCAAUCUACCUCACGAACAACACAGAACACAACACUAGAAUCUAGGCAAAUCUGGUGAAACCAUGACGACCUCUACUACCAUUAAGCAACCGGACGUUCAACAGGUUUUAGGACAUCUCUUACCCUCGCUCCCGGCCGCUGCACUAUCAACGGAACCGGCAGAAAACGUCUUACCUCUUCUCUCUCCCAUUCUUAGGCAACGAGUCCAACUUUUAUCAACAGCAUCUAGUUCAGAUCCAUGGAUUCGAUUAUUAUGUUAUGACCCCUCAAAAGUUCCCAGGUUGACGGAGAUCGCUCAGAGUGAUCGAUUGGAGCCUCACCCCGCGUCUGGUGAAGUGGAGAUCGAUUGGGAUUAUGACGCCGAAAUUCGUUACCGACGAGUGGACGAAGAAACUCUUCAGGCGCUCGUGGUUUUUAGAGAUCUAGAAUUGACAUUUCGAUUGAUUUAUUGUGUCGGAGAUCCGCUCGGUGAUGGUUGGAAAGUCGGCGAGGUUAGCGUCGCCGAGAAACCAUCGCCAUUUUCGUCGUUUGGAGGUGUCUCGAACAUUGUCGAAGCUGAGAGGCAGUUCAAGGAAUCGAAGUCGAAGACUUCCCAGAGCAAUGGGAUCUCGAGCAGUCGAGGUGCCUUCGUGACUCAUGACGACGAUGAGGAAGACGACGACGAUUACUGGGCGAGGUACGAUGCAACACCAGCGAGAACGCCUGCUAUCAAAAGGUCACCUGCACCACAAUCCGGCCAUGGGACUGCCGAGGAUGAUUAUUACGCUCAAUAUGAUGACGUCCAGCCGGCCAUGGACAACCAUGACCCGGACGAGGAAGCAAAUCUUCGUAGCAUAGCACCACCUCUAGGUUUGGGCGCAAGGCCUGAACUCCCCGUUGUAAAUGGGAGCGAUGACGAGGUGGAGGUUAACGAAACUCAAGGCUCGUGGACACUUGCCAACCCGCCUAGAUCGCCUUCUACUCACUCGAGAAGAAGCGGUGAUGACCCGAAUUUGGUUCAUCCCCAUCCGAGACCUGCCUCCAGCGCCGGGUCCAAUGCGUCAGUCGAGAAGCUCGAGGCGGCGGCAGCAAAACAGGAGCAGAACGACUUUGGAGUGAAGCAGCACGUGUCCCGAAGCAUCAAGAGUUUAUAUCAGCUAUCCCGUGCAUCGGGGAUUGAUCGCGAGGAAUUCGAACGAUUGGUGAAAGUUGAGCUGGACAUGUUAGGACUGAUGGAAGAAUGAAAAUAUUCGUUGCAAUUUGCAAACAUAAGAUUGCACUUAUUUUAAGGUUGGGAAAGCUGAUCUAUGCCAGGUAUUUGAAUGGUGAAUGGCGUCUGGGGUUUGGAUUUUUGGCGGGUCCCAGAAGCUUGGGAUUUAUGGUUGCCAACGUUUUGUUGGGGUGCUCCGGGAGCCGAGUUACAGCGCACGGCGUAACUAUUUCAGGAUUAUCUUGCAUCUAACGGUGUUGGUUGGCUAUCAUGGUCGUGGUUAAGGUCAUGGAUGGGAUAGUCUGGACAGAAUAGCGAGCACAUCUAGAUAUUCACGAGCCUCUGACGAAGAAUGUAAAGUAAGGUUAAUCGAAAUCAUUUAUAUUACCUUUCCAUCUUAACUGC